This is a messenger RNA of Eptesicus fuscus (big brown bat), 5490 nucleotides long. It is a transcript of the gene BMP3, whose product is annotated as bone morphogenetic protein 3. The transcript has 3 exons. The coding region runs from base 288 to 1712 and encodes 474 amino acids. Lineage: Eukaryota; Metazoa; Chordata; Mammalia; Chiroptera; Vespertilionidae. Gene Ontology annotation, cellular component: extracellular region. Gene Ontology annotation, biological process: SMAD protein signal transduction; BMP signaling pathway; osteoblast differentiation. Gene Ontology annotation, molecular function: growth factor activity; cytokine activity. The record is from RefSeq and is a predicted model, not a curated record.
GCGACUUAAGCUCUCUCAGCGCCAGAGGGAAGAGGGCGCCCGCAGCGCCCAGCGCCUGGGAGAACCGCGCCGCUGCCAGGGAAGCGCCCACCUGCCGGCCCCGCGACCCGCCGGCGCACAAAGUGGGGCUCGCGGCUGUCCCGCUCCCGCGCCGUCCGGGCUCCGGGCGCUCUCGCCCCACCUCGUUUGGCAUUCCAACCUUGCUCGGCCCGGCCCCUCGCGCCUCCGGGGUGUCCCCCCGCGACGCGACGCGACGCGAGGAGUGGACGCGCGGCCGGGACCUCGCUAUGGCCGGGGCGCGCAGGCUGCUGUGUCUGUGGCUGGGCUGCUUCUGCGUGAGCCUGGCGCGGGGAGACAGGCUGAGGCAGCAUCUGCCCGAGCUCAGCAAGACCCUGCCCAGCGACCGCUCAGCAGGUGGGGGCCCGGGCCCCGCGCUGCGGCCGCACGACAAGGUGUCGGAGCACAUGCUGCGGCUCUAUGACAGGUACAGCGGCGGCAGGACCCGGGCGGCGCGGACACCCGGGUCCCCGGAGCGGAGCGCGCAGCCCCUGCGCCCCCGGGCCCUGCGCGAAGGCAACACGGUCCGCAGCUUUCGAGCCGGAGCAGCAGGAAACCUUGAAAGCAAGGGACUGCAUAUUUUUAACCUGACUUCUCUAACCAAGUCUGAAAACAUUUUAUCUGCCGCACUAUAUUUCUAUAUUGGAGAGCUGAUUAACAUCAGCCUGAGUUGUCCAGGAUCAAGAGGAUGCUCACAUCACGCUCAGAGGAAACAUAUUCAGAUCGAUAUCACUGCAUGGAUCCUCAAAUCCAACAGAGACCAAAGCCAACUCCUGGGUCAUCUUUCAGCAGAUGUGGGCGGACCUCAUCGAGACCUUGUGUCUUGGCUGUCUAAAGACAUCACUCAACUCUUGAGGAAGGCUAAGGAAAGUGAGGAGUUCCUCUUAGGAUUUAACAUAACCUCCAAAGGUCACCAGCCGCCAAAGGAGAUGGUAUCCUUUCCUGACCCUUAUAUCUUGGUGUAUGCCAACGAUGCUGCCAUUUCUGAGCCAGAGAGUGUGGUAUCAAGCUUACAAGGUCAUCGAAAUUUUCCCACCGGAGCUGUGCCCAAAUUGGAUAGCCAUAUUAGGGCUGCCCUUUCUAUGAAACGGAGGAAGAAGCGUUCUACUGGGGUCCUGCUCCCUCUGCAGAACAAUGAGCUUCCUGGGGCAGAAUAUCAGUAUAAGGAGGAUGGGGUUUGGGAGGAGAGAAAGCCAUAUAAGACCCUUCAGACUCAGCCCCCUGAGAAGAGUAAGAACAAGAAGAAACAGAGAAAGGGACCUCACCAGAAGAGCCAGACGCUCCAGUUUGAUGAACAGACGCUGAAGAAGGCAAGAAGAAAGCAAUGGAUUGAACCUCGGAAUUGUGCCAGGCGAUACCUUAAGGUGGACUUUGCGGAUAUUGGCUGGAGUGAAUGGAUUAUCUCCCCCAAGUCCUUUGAUGCCUAUUAUUGCUCGGGAGCAUGCCAAUUCCCCAUGCCAAAGUCUUUGAAGCCUUCAAACCAUGCUACCAUCCAGAGCAUAGUGAGAGCUGUGGGGGUCGUUCCUGGAAUACCUGAGCCUUGCUGUGUGCCAGAAAAGAUGUCCUCGCUCAGUAUCUUAUUCUUUGAUGAAAAUAAGAAUGUGGUACUUAAAGUAUAUCCUAACAUGACAGUAGAGUCUUGUGCUUGCAGAUAACCUGGCAAAGAACUCAUUUGAAUGCUUAAAUUCAAUCAGUUUAUUUUUAUGGACUUUUUUUUUUUUUUGCACUGCCAACUCAUUUAAUUCUACAAGAUUUAUUAAUAGUCAAAGGAGAAUGAGCAAAUAGACUGACAAUUUCCACCAAGGAGAACUGGACUGUAUUUGUUUCUGAGAGUAACUAAAAGCAAAAAUUUAGUAAAUAUGGACAUCUAUUUCUUAUUUUUUAAUCACAUGAGAAAAUUGAUAUUUCAAACUGUUUUUAGAAAUGUUAGAGAGCAUGGUGAUUUAUUUUUGUAACGGGCUUUGAGACUAGAUUGGAAAAACAAUGAUAGCUUAUCAUGUAUCUCUACUCACAGAGAAUAAAAUAAUUUCGUAUUUUGAAGUAGGCUUAUCGCCUUACAUUCCCGAGCAACUCAGUAAGUGCUAAAUAAUCCAACCAGCUUUGAUGUUUAUUGUAAGGAUUUCUGAGAUUCUUGUUUACCUGUGCUUUUCUGCACAUGGCACCAUGUGACGAGUUGUGUGUGUGCUGAGUGUUCGUGUAUAUGUAUGUGUGUGUGCACACUGCCAGGUGCCUAUGCCCUCUAUGGGAAGGUUCGCCUAACAUGGUUUUAUAAUUCAGUCUAUACAGGAUUCUUUGUGUGUUUUUUUAAAAUGUUCUGGCAAGCACCAUUCAAUUAUGAGAACUUUACCAAAAAAGGAUAGAGUGAUCCAAGAGCAUAUGCAGAGAGUUACCACUUGGCCCAGCCAUUUAAUUGGAAAUACAGUUGUUUUCAUUUCAUUGCCUCCCAGAAAAGGAAAGCAGCAACCCAAUUUUCCAAAACCCAGAUGUAAUUCCUCUUCUAUACCCCUUUUUCACAAGUGCUUUCAUUUGUUCUUUUAAAUUGAAUUCAAAAAUCCUUCCUGAAGUCAUUAAAUUUUUUAGUUCUCUUGCUAUGCUUUUACUUCCUAUAAAGUAAUCAAUAGAUACUGAGGCUCAAAAACUUAUGGGAUAUUGGAGAUUUCUUUAAGUGAACAACUUAAUUGCAAUCACACAUUCAUUAUCAUUCUUUGGCCCCAUUCAGGUCCAGGCACUUUUUCACAUGGGCCAGGGCUUUUGACUCAGAAGUGGAAGUUAUUCUUUAGCAAAAGUCACUAAAAGUUAUCCAUCAAGAAAGGGAGUCAAAUAUAUAAACACUUUUUUUCCCCGUUUCCAUUUGUCAAAAACAUUCUCCUUUAUACUUUUGCCCUUGUUUAUUGUCUCAAAAAUCUUUCACUGGCUACAUUUACAAAUGUGAAAACAUUUAGAAAUGGUUACACACCAUGGAUUGUUGUUGAUGUUAUAUCUGUGGAUAAAUUAAUGCUCAUCGUAGUUCAAUCUCACCUGAUGAGAGACAACUAAGCUAUUUCAGAGGCUGUGAAGUAUUAGAAGACAAGGAGUUUUGUUCUGUCUCUGACUAUAGCUGUCUAUGGUGAUUCAUCAUUUAAUAACUGUUUAUUAAGCAUCUACUCUGUAAAAGACACUGUAUUAGCCAUGUGUCUUUAGUGUCUAAAAUGAAGAGGCUGUCUAGCUGAGCUGCAAAGCCCUUCUGGUACUGAAAAGUCAGGUUUAUAAUAUUAGCUAUUUCAUUUAAUGGGUGACCAUGAGAUCUUAAAACAAUGCAAAUAUCUCUGUUCAUAAACCAGACGCAAAGCAUUCUCUGCCUCACUGCUGGGAGUGUGGAAUUCCCUGCAUAAGUGGAGCUUCUAUCUUAUUGGAAACCUAUUUAAAGAAUAGUACCAUGAAAAGCAGCUCUCUGAUACUUUGGGAAUUCACAGAGGUUGGUGCCCAUGAGUGUUAACUCCGUGAAGGAGACACGCCAGUUCUAAAUAAUAAAUUAAGUUCUGGUGCUUGAGUUACUGUUUCUUACAGUUCAUUUGUUUGUUCUGGUAGCAUAAUGUUUAAAGAUUCAAAAUGAGCUAGGUGAUGAAAUUAUUUAAAAAAUUUUAUCAAAAAAUUGAAAGCAAAAUUAUAUAUAGAAGCAAGCCAGCAUGUGGCCACCAUAUCCCUGUCACACCAUUUUUCAAUAAAGAAAACUUCUGUUUCAUUGGUAGAGUUGAUGAAGUUUUUAAUUAGUUUUUUUCUAGAUGUAGUUCAACCAAACCUCUAGUAACUCCCAGUAUUAUGUCUCGGUCUUCUUCUAUCCAGAUGUUUCUUUAUUGCCUUUCUUAAUUGGAAUUAGUGCCUACUUACUACUAAUGAAGCCCUAAAAUGGCCAAUUUAUAUGACAAAUCACAGCAUAGUGAAAGAGUUUGUGUAGUCUCUUGGCAAUCAAAAUAGUUUUCGACUAGUAGUUAUUUUUGGGUGGCCACGUAACCAUCAUUUUACUACUACAUUGAGGACAUAUUAUGGUAUCAAUAGGAAACCUUUUAAUCCCAAAGAAUAAAGGAAGAUUACUUUCCAGUAGUGGGGGUUGAAAUAAAUGAGUUAAUAUUUUAAUUAAUAAAAAUUUACUUGAAAUAGUUUGAAAAUUAACUGACUAUUUCACAAUUGGUUAGGUACUAGUGUCUGUGUAACUACUACAUAGACUUUAUAUAAAUCUCCAGAUAUAAAAGCGGGAGUGGUGAAAAGAGAAAUUACAGCUAUAAUGCCAUUUCCUAAGUCAUGCAUCUGUCUGUCUCUCCCUCUACCCCUCCUCUCACUCCUGAUCUCUGUUUGUCUCUGUCUGGUCCCUGUCUGUCUGUCUGUCUCUCUCUCCCAACUCCCAACCACCCCCACUUCUAGAUGUGAGACACGCAGGCACAAACAGUCACUUAAAAAUGACUUUUUUUUUUCAAAAAUCACUCUCUUGAAUUCAAAUUCAGGGGCUGCCAGUGUCAAUAUAGUAUUUUCAAGGUAUUUUUUAAUCAUAACCUGUGUAAAUAAUAUACAAUUACAGGAUUUGGGGGUAAUAGAAUUGAAACUGGAAGACUGGGUUCCCCAGAUCACAGAACUAUAAUAUUCCAGAUGCAUUUUUACAUUUACCUAGCUACAUAUUAACUGGUGAUCAUUUAUCCAAUAAGAUAAAAUUUUUACCUUAAUAUUUCUGAAAAAGCUCUUCUUGCCCAUUUAAUAUUUUCAUAGACAAUCAUAUGUGUAUAAUACCAUUAUCAGCCUGACAAAAAUUUUAUAUAAUCACAUUAUUCAGUUUAGUCUUUCUGCUUUCACUGUUCUCUGUGCUAACAAGUAACUAAUGUCUGGAUGUUGACUUCUUGUUGGGUUAAAGAACAGCUAUGCACACCUGAUAUGUAAGAUUAAAUAUGAGAUUAAAUAAGAAAUCUUGGGUAGGUCUGACUUCUCUGUGUAGCCUUUUUUCCCCUUGAGAAUUGUAUUUUAAUGUAGUUUAUAGGUAACUAAAUGGUCUCCCUUUUCUAAAAACUAAGCCUUCCUCUCAGCUUUCCACUUAGUUUCUGUAAAUGUUUUAGUUGAGAAUUUAAUGCUUGUACAGUGAGUGGCAAUUUAAAAAUAUAUAUAUUAUAUAUGUAUAUGGAAAAACUUUAAAGAUGCUUUUAAUUUAUUUAAUGAUUGUUGCCUUCCUAUAAUGGUAAUAAUUUUCAUCCUUAGAUGGUGAGAACAAGCUCUUUUACUCUGGUUAUUACAUGCAAAAUAAAAUUUGUUUUUGUGGGUUUUUUUUACCAAAUCCACUAAAGGGGCGCAUUGCAGUGAAACUGUGAAGGACGCUUCACUACUGAUGUAUAAGCUUUGCUGAUCUGUAUCCUUUCCUCCAGUAAUGGAGAGUUUUUUAUUAUACAGUAUGAAAAUAAAGACUGCUUAACUGAA